CCCUUUCUUAUAAAUUCGCGUCCCUUUCCACGAAUUCUAUCGCCAAGAAGUGUGAGAUUCCCUAUGGCGGCGGUGAUGUUUCUGGUGCGCGAGGUCCUGCUCUGCGUGGCUCUGUUCUGGUUCGUUCGGUGGAUAGGGCGACGGGUGGCGGGCGGCGGGCGGCGGCCGCCGCCGGGGCCGCGGGGGUUCCCGGUGGUGGGGGCUCUGCCGCUGCUGGGGCGUGCGCCGCACGUGUCGCUGGCGAGAAUGGCGGAGCGGUACGGCCCCGUGAUGGGGCUCCGGCUGGGGAGCUCGGAUGUCGUGGUGGCGUCGUCGCCGGAGGCCGCGAGGGUGUUCUUGAAGACGCUCGACGCGGCCUUCGCCGACAGGCCUGUCGACGCCGCGCCGAUCCGGCUGGCGUACGAAGGACAGGACAUGGUGUUCGCGCCCUACGGCCCCAAGUGGAAGCUCCUGCGCAAGCUCUGCAACCUCCACAUGCUCGGCGCCGGCGCGCUCAACGCUUGGGGACCGUACCGGAGGGAGGAGGUGGGGCGGAUGCUGCAGGGGAUGCUGUCGGCGUCCGGCGAGGGAAAGCCCGUGGCGGUGGCGGCGACGCUGAUUUACACUAUAGCGAACAUGAUCGGGCAGGUGAUCCUGAGCCGGCGAGUGUUCGAGGAGCAAGGGUCGGAGUCGAACGAGUUCAAAGACAUGGUGGUGGAGCUGAUGACGCUGGCGGGGCAGUUCAACAUCGGCGACUUCAUACCGGCGGUGGCGUGGCUGGACCUGCAGGGGCUGGAGGGGGAGAUGCGGCGGGUGCACAAGCGGUUCGACAAGGUGCUGGAACGGAUGGUGGAGGAGCACGAGGCGACCAGGAAGGAGCGCCGGGGGAGGUCAGACUUGCUCGACAUCUUCAUGGAGAGGCAAUCGGCGUUGCCAGCGGCGGCGGUGGAGGAGGAGAAGCUGACGCCGGACAACAUCAAGGCUCUUCUUUUGAAUCUCUUCACUGCGGGCACCGACACCUCCACCGGAACGAUAGAAUGGGCGAUGGCGGAAAUGCUGCUGAACCCGACCAUCCUCCGACGAGCCCAGGCCGAGAUGGACGUGGUGGUGGGGCGGAACCGGCGGCUGGAAGAAUCCGACAUCCCCAACCUCCCCUACCUCCGAGCCAUCUGCAAAGAGUCGUUCCGGAAGCACCCGUCGACGCCCCUCAACCUCCCUCGCCUCUCCACCCAAGCCUGCGAGGUCGGCGGCUACUACAUCCCCCCGAACACCAAGCUCCUGGUCAACAUCUGGGCCAUCGGCCGGAGCCCCAAGGUGUGGGCGAGCCCGUUGGAGUUCGACCCAGACCGGUUCAUGCCCGGAGGGCCGGGCGCCAAGGUCGACCCCACCGGCAAUGACUUCGAGCUCAUACCCUUCGGCGCCGGGCGUCGGAUCUGUGCGGGCGUCCGCAUGGGGGUGGUGCUGGUGCAGUACAUGCUGGGGUCCCUCAUCCAUGCCUUCGACUGGGAGCUGCCGGAGGGGGCGAAGUUGGACAUGGGCGAGACGUUUGGGAUCGCUUUGCAGAAGACUGCGCCGGUGUUGGCGGUUGUCAAACCUCGACUUGCGCUGAAUGUGUACGAAGGCUGACGGCUCCUAUUUAUUUAGGAGUUUUUUUUUUUGUUUCAGAAUGCGGAAAUAAAAAUUAGGAAAAAGUUUCCACCUUUUGGAAAUUUUUUUCCUUUGUUUAUUUAGUGGAUUUCCUUUGUUUUAUUGGAAAA
Molecule: messenger RNA, 1736 nt
Organism: Zingiber officinale
Lineage: Eukaryota; Viridiplantae; Streptophyta; Magnoliopsida; Zingiberales; Zingiberaceae
Product: flavonoid 3',5'-hydroxylase 1-like
Exons: 3
Coding region: 64-1605 (513 amino acids)
Molecular function (GO): monooxygenase activity; oxidoreductase activity, acting on paired donors, with incorporation or reduction of molecular oxygen; iron ion binding
Source: RefSeq, a predicted model, not a curated record